This is a messenger RNA of Metarhizium robertsii ARSEF 23, 921 nucleotides long. Its product is annotated as Glycoside hydrolase, subgroup, catalytic core. The transcript has 3 exons. Gene Ontology annotation, molecular function: chitin binding; chitinase activity. The record is from RefSeq and is a predicted model, not a curated record. Bases 1 to 921 code for a protein of 306 amino acids. Gene Ontology annotation, biological process: chitin catabolic process; carbohydrate metabolic process. Gene Ontology annotation, cellular component: extracellular region. NCBI's taxonomy places the organism in Eukaryota, Fungi, Ascomycota, Sordariomycetes, Hypocreales, Clavicipitaceae.
AUGCCCCUAGAUCAAAUCAGGGCGUUGUUUGAGCGGGGUACGAAAGUGUGCAUGGCCAUCGGGGGAUGGGGCGACACGUCUGGGUUUAGCGCCGGUGCGGUAGAUGAAGAAAGUCGAAAGAGAUAUGCCAAGAAUGUUGCCGAAGCCGUGGACAGAUUGGGAUAUGACUGCGUUGAUGUUGACUGGGAGUACCCCGGUGGCAAUGGACAAGACUAUGGGCAGAUCCCCAACGAGCAGAAGGUUUCCGAAAUCGAGACAUACCCCCUCCUGCUUGCCGAGAUCAAGGCCGCCAUUGGCAGACAUGAGCUUUCCAUAGCUGUUCCAGGAAGAGAGGCCGACAUGAUCGCAUUCACCGCUGAGCAAGUUCCCAAAAUCGACAAGACCGUCGAUUUCAUAAACGUUAUGACCUACGAUUUAAUGAAUCGCCGAGACAACGCGACCAACCACCAUACAUCAGUGGAAGGCUCUUUACAGACCGUCGACAACUAUAUCCAGCGUGGCAUGUCUCCUAGCAAGAUGAAUCUCGGGUUCGCCUUCUUCGCCAAGUAUUUCACUACCAAGCAUGGAGCCCAGUGUCUUGAACCGACCGGCUGCCCUACUGCGGUCCUCGAAUCGGCCGACGGCUCUGAUACCCAUCUGUCUGGGGCGGUUACUUUUGAAAUCGAUAAUUACAAUAGCAAUGCCGCAUUUGCCAAUGCCUUGAAAAAUGGCAAGCAGGACUCUGCAAGGGGUGGACAGUGGUUCUGGGACGCGUCUACCGAGAUAUACUGGACUUGGGACACACCCGAUCUUAUUGCACGAAAGUUUAAGGAGAUUGUGUCAGCAAGGAAGCUGGGUGGUGUCAUGGCGUGGAGUUUGGCUCAAGAUAGCCAUGACUGGAGCCAUUCGAAAGCCGUGCAAGCUGGUGUGAAGGAACUUUGA